GCGUCUCGGUGUGACGUGCUGCUGAGGGACUGUGAAGUCUCGCAACGCUUCAGACUUGCAGAGUGACAACUUCACGAUGGCGGUGGCGGCGCCUCGUCUUUUUCCUCUUCCCCGCCGUCGUCGCCGCCGCCGGUCGGCUUGAGCCUUCCCUCCCCCGGGCACACGUCCCGGCCCCCGGAGCCUCCGACUCCCGUCAAACGCGACGUAUUCCAGGGCGUUUUUAUUUUGUUGUGUACGUCGCCCGUGUGCUAACUUUACCCUUUUUUUUUUUUUUUUUCCGGGGUGUUUUUCGGCCGCUCCCAUUGCCAAAUAUGCGAGCGUGAAUGGCAACAUACCUCAGUGGAGAGGGCCGGGGUACGGCGUAAAUACACGCCGAGGAUGUGCCGCUGACGACGGCAAUGAUGUUUGUGGUCGCGUCAUCUGUACAAAGCGUCGUCGUCAAGGAAAUCGGGACUUUUUCUUUUUUUGGGCGGGGGUACACUCGUUUCCCCCUCAUGGACCACACCGGGUGGGCGGCCGCCGCUGACUCCCGCUGACACCGGAGAGGACCCCACCCGCCGCCCGCUCCACCAGGUGGCUCAACUAGGCUUCCUCGUUCCCAAUGCCGAGGUACAUAGCAGGAGUCCUCCAUUAAGAUGUCAGCGUGGCUGAUUUGACACAUUGACACAUUGCCUGUAGGAAACAGGAGUUUUCUCCUCUUCCUUUUCCCCUUCUCCCACCCCAACCCCCUCUCCUUCCCCCCCUACCCUAUCAGUCUUCACCUCAGCCUGCCUUUUCCAACCCCACCCCACCUUCCACCAUGCUUAUCAAGGAGUACCGCAUCCCCAUGCCUAUGAGUGUGGAGGAGUACCGCAUCGCCCAGCUCUACAUGAUCCAGAAAAAGAGCCGGGAGGAGAGCUGCGGCGAGGGCAGCGGCGUGGAGAUCCUAAAAAACAAACCGUACACGGACGGACCAGGGGGGACAGGCCAGUACACCCACAAGGUUUACCACAUCGGUAUGCACAUUCCCAGCUGGUUCCGCUCCAUCCUGCCCAAAGCUGCUCUCAGGGUGGAAGAGGAGUCCUGGAACGCCUACCCAUACACGCGCACACGAUACACGUGUCCCUUCGUGGAAAAGUUCUCCAUCGACAUUGAGACGUACUACAUGGGCGACACGGGCAGCCAGCCCGACGUUUUCAACAUGUCCGCCGCCGACAAGAGGCAGAGGACCGUCGACCCCAUCGACAUAGUGACUGACCCCAUUCCUCCCCACGAGUACAAGGCCGAGGAGGACCCAAGGUUGUACAAGUCGGCCAAGACCCAGAGGGGCCCCUUGCUGGACGACUGGAUCGAAGAGUACAACAACAACCCGGGCAGGACGCCCAUCAUGUGCGCCUACAAGCUGUGCAAGGUGGAGUUCCGCUACUGGGGCAUGCAGUCCAAGAUUGAGAGAUUCAUCCAUGACGUUGGACUAAGAAAAGUGAUGGUACGCGCCCACCGGCAGGCCUGGUGCUGGCAAGACGAGUGGUACGGUCUGACCAUGGAGGACAUCCGGCAGCUGGAGCUGGAGACCCAGCUGACUCUAGCCAGGAAGAUGGCACAUUUCUGCCAGGUGGAGGAGGCGACCGAGGCCAAUGGGGGUACGCCGCCUCCUGUCAAAGAGCAGGAGGCCAAGGACGCGAUGGAGGCCGAGGUGACGGUCGCCGGCACUGGGACGAACACUCUGCAGCCCCGCGGCGUGCUCACCAAGCAGUGGUCCACCUCCUCAAGGUCCUCUCGCUCCUCAAAACGAGGAGUGAGCCCGUCCCGACACAGCAUUUCCGAGUGGAGGAUGCAGAGUAUCGCACGGGACUCGGACGACAGCUCGGAUGAAGAGUUCUUCGACGCCCACGAGGAUUUCUCAGACGGCGAGGAUGUCUUACCCAAGCAAAUCGCCAAGUGGAACUCAAACGACCUCAUGGACAAGAUCGAGGCUUCCGACAUGGAAGAACCUUCCGGCGAGCUGUUGAAGGACAUGGCGGUGGACUACGACAGAGCGGCUGGCGGGGAAAGGCUAGAUGAGAUGCGAGACUCCGUUAGGGUCCCAGCCGAUAGCUCUCCCAUUCCCACCAUCACAGUAACGCGGCACCAGUCCGAGAGCUCGUGCCAGCAGUGUCUGCAGCCCUCCAAGAUCCACGUGCUCAUCCUGGUCCUGCACGGCGGCAACAUCCUGGACACGGGCGGCGGCGAGCAGAGCGGCAAGCAGGCCGACGUCAACACAAUCGGCGCAGCGUUCGAUUCCGUCAUGCGUGUCCACUACCCGGCGGCGUUGGGCCGCCUCGCCGUCCGCCUGGUCCCGUGUCCCGCCAUCUGCGCCGAGGCCUUUUCCCUCGUGUCCAACCUGAGCCCGUACGGCUACGAUGAAGGCUGUCUGUCCAGUAGCCAAGAUCACAUCCCGCUGGCGGCUCUUCCCCUGCUAGCCACAUCUGCGCCUCAGUACCAGGAGGCCGUGGCCACCGUCAUCGCCAGAGCCAAUCAGGUCUACACCGACUUCAUCAAGUCUCUGGACGGGGCCGCUUUCUCCGGGCAGGUCUGCCUCAUCGGGGACUGCGUGGGAGGAAUACUAGGGUUCGACGCUCUGUGCAGCAGCAACCAGACAGUCAAUGAAAGCCAGAAUAGCAGCCGGAGGGGCAGUCUUGUCAGUGUACAGGACCAGGAUCUCCUGUCGCCGGGCACAAUUAUCAACUGCGGGCAGGGGUCUGCCUCGCCCACCCUGGAGGGCAGCCGCCACCUGAGCCGCAGCAAUAUCGACAUUCCAAGAAAUGUUUCGGGCGACGACAACAAGAAGCUGCAGCGCAAGAGAAGCGACUUGUCCACCUACGAGCUGGACACCAUCAAGCAACACCAGGCCUUCCUGUCCAGCUUGCACUCCAACAUCCUACGGGGCGACGGGACCUCGCGCAGGUCGAGCAGCAGCACCAUGCUAGACUCGCUGGGCAAGCUGGACUUUGAAGUGGCCGACUUUUUCCUCUUUGGCUCGCCGCUGGGCCUCGUGCUUGCCCUGAGGAAAACGGUCAUCCCCAUGCUGGAUGUGGCCCAGCUCCGUCCCGCCUGUCAACAGGUGUACAAUUUAUUCCAUCCGGCUGAUCCCUCCGCCUCGCGCCUGGAGCCUCUUCUGGAGAGGAAGUUCCACCUGUUGCCUCCUUUCAACGUGCCCCGCUACCAACGCUUCCCGCUGGGGGACGGAAAUUCUACUCUGCUGGUGGAGACAGUCCAGAGCAACGCUCCGCUGCUACUUGACAGCGGGCCGCCCGUGUCGCUUCGCUGUCAGGAGACCAUCAGUGAGACGUGCAUCCCCGUACCCGUGCUAAACUGGCAGGAGGGCGCCCUCAAGGCCACACCCGCCACACCCGAGUCGGAUGUUGUUCAGUCUCAUGGUGGUGUCUUCAUGGACAGUUCGUACCCCUCAUCCCCAGUCACAGGCCCCUUCUCCCGGGGCCAGCGCCGCGCCAGUGAGGUCAGCAUUGCCAGCCAGGUGUCAGGAAUGGCAGACAGUUACACUGCCAGCAACAUAGCCAACACCCAGACAGACUCGUUUAGUCAGUCCCAAACAUCUGGCCUCUUGUCCCACCUGGCCCUGUCAUCCCAAAACAAAUUCUUCUUGAAAAGCCCUCCCAAAUCCCGCAAGAAACACAAAGAACUCGCCGACAAGAAGGACGGGGAGGCGACUUCAUGCGACAGUCAAAGUCUAGGGUCCGACAGCUGCGUGUCUCCCGGCCUGCACAAUGCUAUAUGCGAUCUGGUCUCUCUGGACUCCCAGGCGGAGGUGGACCAAGUUGCAGCGCGCUGGUGGGGCACCAAGCGCAUGGACUUUGCCCUCUACUGCCCCGAUGCGCUGACAGCCUUCCCCACCGUGGCUUUGCCUCACCUCUUUCACGCGUCCUACUGGGAGUCCACCGACGUGGUGUCCUUCCUCCUCAGACAGGUUAUGAGACAUGACAACUCCAGCAUCCUGGAACUGGAUGGCAAAGAAGUGUCGGAGUUCACGCCCUCUAAACCUCGCGAGAAGUGGCUGCGCAAAAGGACUCACGUGAAGAUCAGGAACGUCACGGCCAACCACCGCGUCAACGAUGCCGUGUUCACCGAGGACAGCCAGCAGACGGUGACCGGCCGCUUCAUGUACGGCCCGCUGGACAUGGUCACUCUGGCUGGGGAGAAGGUGGACCUGCACAUCAUGACUCAGCCUCCGUCAGGAGAAUGGGUUUACUUCAACACGGAGGUCACCAACAGUAGCGGCCGCGUGUCCUUUGUCCUUCCUGACGACAAGCGCUUGGGCGUCGGCGUCUACCCUGUUAAAAUGGUCGUGAGGGGCGACCACACGUUUGCAGACAGCUACCUGACGGUGAUCCCUCGCAGCACAGAAUUUGUGGUCUUCAGCAUAGACGGCUCCUUUGCCGCCAGCGUGUCCAUCAUGGGCAGCGACCCCAAAGUGCGGGCGGGGGCUGUGGACGUCGUCAGGCACUGGCAGGAUUUGGGCUACCUGAUCAUCUACGUGACGGGCCGACCGGACAUGCAGAAGCAGAGAGUGGUCGCCUGGCUGUCGCAGCACAACUUCCCGCACGGCAUCGUGUCCUUCUGCGACGGCCUCGUGCACGACCCGCUCAGACACAAGGCCAACUUCCUCAAGUCCUUGACCGAGGCCAACAUGAAGAUAUUUGCGGGCUACGGGUCCAGCAAAGACAUCUCUGUGUACACCUCCAUCAACCUGCAUCCAUCACAGAUCUUCAUUGUUGGCAGACCCUCCAAGAAGAUGCAGCACCAGUGUCAAUUCAUCACGGAGGGCUACGCGUCCCACCUGUCCCAGCUAGAACACAACCACCGCUCGCGUCCGGCCAAGUCCAGCAGCACCCGCAUGGUCCUACGCAAGGGCAGCUUCGGCCUGGGCGCCAACAGCGACUUCCUGCGCAAACGCAACCACCUGCUGCGCACCAUCUCCUCGCAGCCCACGCCCAGCUCGCCCACGGCGGGAGGCGGGGGCGGCGUCCACGGCCGCCCCGAGCGCACGCAGAGCCAGUCGGACGGCGAGCGCGGCGCCCCCCACGCCCACGUCCACGGUGCCGCACAGCGCAGCAUGAGCAUCACGGCGGGAUGUUGGGGACGCAGCGGCGGCGCCAAGAUGGAGGCCGGAGCCCUCAGCCCCAAAUGAGCAGAAUGGCUACGGAAAGGGACACAGUCCUACUGACAAUAGACAACAAUACUAGUAAUUGAUGCCCCCCAAAAGAAUGCCUAUACAGCGAACCUCUGUUUAUAGUGGGGGGUGGGGGGGGGGAUACGCCAGCCAAAUUUGCCAUAUAGAAAGACCAUAUAAUGAUUUGAUUCGAUUUUUUUUUUUAAAUUGUUUCAAUGCUCCCAUUGCAACUUAUUAGAACACACUUUUUAAAGUAUUCCUUAGCGGCUGUUCUCACAUUGUCAAGAAAUGCGAGACUUUCUUAUAACAUCACGAUACGAGGCAAAGUUUGUCUUUACUGUAGAAUUGACCCCAGCCCUCAAAAAAAGAAAAUUAAACAUUUUAUAUUGAAACACCAAAAUGUUAAAUGAAACCAUAUCAUUUUGCCUCAUGAAAGUCCACCAGCUUAAUGCUAACAUAUGCGAAACACUGUAGAGGAGCCAACAGAAAUGAGAUAACAUUCGAUUUUAAAAUAACUGCUACUUUACACACACAAAAGCAGCAACAAAUACAAACAGCAUACAACAAUACUCACAGGCAUACAUUCGCUCUGCUCUGUGGGACAAUUCCUGGAGUGAAUUUCUUGGCCUCUUCUUCUUGCUCUUAAUGACGCUUGCUUGUCUUCCAGCACACCACGGUUGCCAGGCAUAUUGUGGCACCACGUGGUACUGCACUGAAGGUGUACAACUCUAAAUUUGGACUGGCAUGUAUAUUGUAAAAAAAAAAGCCCAAAAAUGAUUGCUUAAAAAUCUGCGAUAUAGCAGGGGUUCACUGUACAGUGUUUUCGCAAAUUCACCUAUUCUCUUUUUUUUUUCAGACCUGUCCUCCAAUAUUCUCAGAAACCUGGCCUACUUACUGUUUUUGCUCUUUCUGAAGGUCCUAAACUGCCACAAGAUGACACACAAAAUAAUACAUACAUAGAGUUAAUGGCUUACUGAUGAUUUGAUUGGGCGGGGGGGGGGGCACUGGCCCUCUCCACUAACAACCCAGGCUAAAGUUCUCCCCGACAUACAAAAACUCGUCUCACAGUAGAGAUGUAUCACUUCAACAUACUUCCUGGAGACCAGUUCCGAUUUAAAUAGGGCUUUGGUGCCAUCUUGCGGCAUCGUAGAUUACUUCGGAAAGAGCACAAAAGCGCAAAUAGUGAAAUGUUCACCGAAUAACGAGGAUAGGUUCCACAGGGGGGAAAAAAAAAAACCUAAUGGGUGAAUUC
Messenger RNA from Phycodurus eques (leafy seadragon), 6398 nucleotides. Its product is annotated as membrane-associated phosphatidylinositol transfer protein 2-like. The record is from RefSeq and is a predicted model, not a curated record. The transcript is spliced from 27 exons. Gene Ontology annotation, cellular component: cytoplasm. Gene Ontology annotation, molecular function: phosphatidylinositol transfer activity; phosphatidylcholine intramembrane carrier activity; phosphatidylinositol binding. Gene Ontology annotation, biological process: phospholipid transport. Lineage: Eukaryota; Metazoa; Chordata; Actinopteri; Syngnathiformes; Syngnathidae. The coding region runs from base 800 to 5164 and encodes 1454 amino acids.